Molecule: messenger RNA, 978 nt
Organism: Penicillium canariense
Lineage: Eukaryota; Fungi; Ascomycota; Eurotiomycetes; Eurotiales; Aspergillaceae
Exons: 3
Coding region: 1-978 (325 amino acids)
Source: RefSeq, a predicted model, not a curated record
AUGGCCUCCAUUCCGACUAUUCGUAUCGGCUAUGUGCCCGAGCAUUACCUGACCCCUCUUCACUUGGCCUUGCGCUCACCGGUCGUAUCAUCCCUUCCCUACAAGAUCGCCCUGACCCCAUUCCCGUCCGGCACGGGCCAUAUGAUCACGUCGCUGCGAGGUAAUGAGAUCGACCUCGCCAUUGGGUUGACCGAGGGAUGGGUCGCCGGUCUGACAGGCAAAACGCAGCCGCAGAACUCCGCUGAGGGAGGAUACAAGGUUGUCGGCCACUGGGUGGAUAACCCACUGCGAUGGGCAAUCGUGACGGGCCGUAAUCGGAACAAUAUCAAUGGAGUGCCAGACUUGAAGGAUCAGAGAGUUGGCGUCAGUCGGCUAGGAAGCGGUUCCCAUAUCAUGUCAUUUGUGCUUGCCCAGCAGCAGGGCUGGAAGCCAGAUUCCCUGACCCCCGUCCCGCUCGGUCCCUUCGGCGCCCUACGAAACGGCGUCACUGGACAGGACGAGGCGAAUCCGGAGCAAGAACCCACUCCCACAGCUGAGUUCUUCAUGUGGGAGCAUUUCACAACCAAGCCGUACUUCCACCCGACUACCGAGAAGCCAAACCCACCACUGAAGAACAUCGGCGAGAUCUUCACGCCCUGGCCGUCAUGGAUGAUUGUCGCAUCGACCGCUCUAUUCCCAGACUCGCCGAAUGACCAGCGUCUGCAGCAACUAUUCCAGGUUCUGGACCAGGGUAUCAAGGACUUCGAAGCCGACACUGCCCAGGUUGUGAAGCUUCUUGGCACGGGUGAGCUGGGCUGCAACUACAUUGAAGAGGAUGCUACAGAGUGGUUGAAGGAUGUCAAGUUUACUAACAGUACUCGCGGUGUUGAUCGCAAAGUGAUCGAGGGCGUUGUGGAUGUGCUGAAGGUAGCUGGUGUCAUUGAUACCGCCAUGAGUAACGACGAGGCUAUUCACCGAGUGAUUGGGAUUCCUCGGUAA